AUGCAUAAGAGCAAAGUCGUAAAUACAAAACGUGAACGUCGUUCGUCAAAUAAUAAAAAUCAGAACAAUAAUAUAUCCAAGCAACCACAAACAGAAUCAUAUUCGACAAUCGGUGCUUUAGUUACCGGUCUAACAAGUACACAAAUCAAUAUGUCUAAUGAUACAAAUCAAUCUGAUACACUAAUUAUAAAACCAACAUCUAUUGAAAUAAAUAAUCAAUCAAAUGGAAUUCUACAUGAAAAUAUAAAUCAUUCACCAUCAAAAUCUCUUAAACUUAAAAUAGGUAAUGAAACUGAACAUGAAAAUCUAUUAACAACAAACGGAUAUAAUCAUACUCAAACAAAUUCAAAUGAUCAUAUAUAUGAGACACCAUCAAACAUCGAUAAUAAUCUUCUAUCCUCAUUAGAAACACCAACGAUUUCAUCAUCAGAUGAACAAGGUAAUAAAUCUAUUCAAAAUAGUCAUUUAACAUCAAUAAAUUCUCAUAAAGAAUAUCAUACAAAUCAUGACCUUGAUAAUGGUGUAGUAUCUGAAGUGAUAAAUCCUACAACUAAUAAUGGUAUUGAAAUAGAAAAAGUUAAUCUUGAUGAUGCAUUAAAUUCAACAAAUGCCCUAACAUCAUCAUCAAUAUUAUCAGCAGCACGUCUUCUUGAAAUCAAUCAACCACGUGAAUCAAGUCCAACAAGUGGUGUUAUUAUACCUGAGGAAAAACGCGUUACUGAUCGCGUUAAAGUCUUUGAAGCUGUUGCUAAUAAUGAUCAAUCAAUACAUAAAAAACAAACAAUAAAAAAUGGGCAUCAAAAAAAAACUUCAUCAUCAACAACAAAUUUUUCAAUAAAUGAUCUUAAACAAAAUAAUAAACGUGAACAACAAGUAUCUCCAUCAUCAUCAUCAACAACAGAAAGUCUGGAUAUUCAAUUAACAAAUGAUUUAAAAUCAUCAACGACAACCAAAAAUAAAUCCAAACGUCCAUCAUUAAAGAAACAAAUACAGAACUUACUUAAAAUAGAUAAAACAUCAGCACAAGAUGAUUCAACAAUUAUUGAAGAACAAUUAUCAAUAACAAAUCCUAAUAAAAAAUCGAAUACACUUAAUUCAACACGUAAUAAUAAACGAGAUAAUGAUGUACCAACAGCAACAUCAAUAACACUAAAACGUUCAUCACCAUCAACAUCUCAACAACAUAGUCCAACAAAUGUUAAUGAUACAUUUAAAAAACGUUCAUCACCACCAUUAACAACAACAAAACGUAUAUCACCAAGAGAAUCACCAACAAAAAGUCAACAAAAUUCUCCUAUACCAAAUGUUACAGAAUUUAAUAUGAAACCUAUUGCUGUUGAACCUCUUCAAAUAAAUAUUGAAUCAAAUUUAACUAAAAAAAAAACUCCAUCACCAACAAAUAAAAUUUCAACAAAUGGUUUAUUAACAAGUGAAAUAGAACAACGUCGAAGUUCAACAGGUGUAUCAAAAUUAAUUCAUACAUUUCAAGGUAACUCAUCUCAUGAACUUGAACAAACAGUUCUUGUACCACGUUUACGAAGUCCUACUCAAUCAAUAAAUUACUCAGAAAGUCCUACAUCAUCAUCUGGCGUGUCUCAAACUGAUCCAUCAACAAAUCUUGUUCUUGGUAGUUCAUCAAUAAAUAAUUCAAUUUCUCCUUCUCUUAAUCAUAAUACAACUGUUCCUUCAACAUCAUCUAUUUCUGUAACAACACAUAGUCCAAUGUCAUCCGGUGUUGGUGAUAUAGUAAAAACAACGACACGUUCAGUUUCAAUGGAAUCGGGCACACGUAAUCGUUCAAAUCUUCGGGACCCAUCACCAUUAUCAUCAGGAAUGCAACGACAAGGUCAAAAUGAAUUUGGAAAUUGUUCACCAUAUGCAUUAUUUAAUCAAUCAACAAACGCGAUGGUUACUGAUAAUUUACGUGUUCAACAUCAACGUGAAAAACAAGAAUUAUCAGAAUUAAAUGAUCGAUUUCGAGGAUAUCUUGAUCGUGUUAAAACUCUUGAAAAUAAAAAUGCUAAAUUAACCGGUCAACUUGAAGAUAUAACAAAAACAUGGGGUGCAGCAUCUCAAGCGAUCAUAGCACAAUAUUCGACACCACUUGAUCGUCUACGCCAAGAAGUUAAUGAAAGUAUGAUUGAUGAAGCUGAUUUACAAACACGUUUACGUCGUUCACAUUAUACAAUUGAUAAUUAUCGUUCAUUAAUCAAUGAUGAAACAACAUGGAAUGAUCGACAAGAAGAGAAACGUGAACAAUUAAAACUCGAAUACGAACAUUCAUGUGCUGAAUUAGCUGCUUUACAACAAUCUUAUAAACAAGUUGAAGAUCAACUAAAAAAUUUACUUAAUCAACGUGAAGAAUAUCUUAAUGAAAUUGAUCAACUUAAUGAUCAAUCCUAUAAAGCCACAAUUGAUCGAAUUAAACUAGAUUUACAAGUACAAACACUUCGAGAAGAAAUUCCUUUUCUUAAUGAUGUUCAUGCACAUUUAAUUAAUGAAUUCGAACAAUUAAAACCAACCAAUGGUAUUGAUACACAAUUAUUCUAUCGACAAGAAUUAGAAAAAGCUAUACGUGAUAUACGUCGUGAUUUUGAAGCUUUACAUUCAGCACAACGUAAAGAAAUGGAAGAAUACUAUAAUAUUAAGAUAGAAGAAAUACAAAAUGAUGCAAAAAAACUUUUACCCUUACAAUCACGACAAGAUGAACUAAUUAAAAUAACUGAACAAAUUAAAGCAGCUAAAUUUGAUUUAAAUGAUUCACAAAAAUUAUUAAUUAAUGAAAAAGAAAAAUACAAAGAAUUACAAGAACGUUUAGCUAAAUUAGAAGAAGAAUACAAUUAUGUACGUGAUCAACGUACAGAUGCAAAUGAUUCAAUUAAUAAAGAUUUGGUACUUGCACAAGAACGUAUACAACAAUUAACUAGUGAAAUCGAUACAAUUUUACGAAGCAAUAUAACACUUGAAUCGGAAAUCAAUGUUUAUAGACGAUUAUUAGAUAAUGAAACAAAUCGACUUGCGCCACGUCCAGUCGAACAAAUUUUACCACCUGAACCCGCACCACCAUCAUUUGGCAGUGAAUUAGGAAAAGUUUUUAAUAAAAAAAUUAAAAAAGGUCCUAUUGCUAUCAAAGAUUGUACACCUGAUGGUAAAUGUAUAACACUUGAAAAUAGUUCCACUGAUAAAGAUGUUGAUGUAUCAAAUUGGACAUUAAAAAGACGUGUAGAAGGUUCAUCAGAAAUUUCUUACAUAAUACCUUAUGGUUUAAUAAUGAAACAUGGUACUGAAUUGAAAAUCUUUGCUCGAAGUGCUCAAAAUGCUCAUCAUCGACCACCAUCAGAAGUUGUUAAUGAUAAACUUGAUUCAUGGGGUAUGGGCACAGAAUGUGAAACACGUCUAUUUAAUGAACAAGGUGAAGAACGAGCUUCACAUUCACAAAAAAUUGUCUUUGGGUCAGAAUCAUCACGUAACUUACCAUAG
Molecule: messenger RNA, 3480 nt
Organism: Rotaria sp. Silwood1
Lineage: Eukaryota; Metazoa; Rotifera; Eurotatoria; Philodinida; Philodinidae
Source: the annotation of a GenBank genome assembly